AUGCCCUACAACCGCCUCGCAAUCUACGGCCACCGCGGCUGGUCCAGUUCCGCCAUUGCCCAAGCCCUCCUGACCUCCGGCGCCCCAGCAAAACUCCUCUACAAACCCAGUUCCAACUCCAACGGAUUAACCGGGUCCUUUUCCGAAAUCGAAGUAGACAUUCAAGACCAGGAUGCUCUGCGGGCAGCCCUGAAGGAUGUUGAUAUUUUGAUAUCUCUGGUUGGCAGGGAAGCUAUCCCCCUCCAACACGCUUUUAUCAAAGCAAUCCCGCAUACAGACGUUAGGCUAUUCGUCCCGUCGGACCUGGCGUUUCGCUGUGACGAGCAGGGUCUGAAGAUUUCGGUUAACAAGGAUAAAGAUGAUGUUGAGCGUGCGGCGAGGGAGGCUGGUAUUGCGACGACGGUGAUUUUGCCGUGCGUUUUUGCGGAGUCCGGUUUGAAUACUGGAUUGCUAGGUGUGGACGUGGAGAAAAACCGCAUUGUAUUCGCCGGAGACGCAAAGAACCAGAUUCUAAACGUCUGUACCCGUUCAUACGUCUCAAAAGCCUACUCAAACCUCUUUGCAAAAACCCCAAUCCCCACCCUGCAAAACCGCACCAUAGCCCUUUCCGAAAUCCGCACCACAGGCGCGGAAAUAGCCACCGCGCUAGAGAAAAAGCACGGCACUACUCCGCAAAUCUUCCGUCAGAGUUUGGCCGAGGUUGAUCGGCAGAUUGAGGAGUGUGUGAGUAGUGGGAGGCCGGCGUUGGGGUGGUAUUGUCGGCGGAGAUGGGGGGCGGGCGAGUGUGUGGAGGCAUUGGGGGGGUGA
Penicillium cataractarum is the source of this 807-nucleotide messenger RNA. RefSeq lists its product as uncharacterized. NCBI's taxonomy places the organism in Eukaryota, Fungi, Ascomycota, Eurotiomycetes, Eurotiales, Aspergillaceae. The coding region runs from base 1 to 807 and encodes 268 amino acids. The transcript is spliced from 4 exons. The record is from RefSeq and is a predicted model, not a curated record.